Oryza brachyantha (malo sina) is the source of this 579-nucleotide messenger RNA. RefSeq lists its product as uncharacterized. The record is from RefSeq and is a predicted model, not a curated record. The transcript has 5 exons. Gene Ontology annotation, molecular function: metal ion binding. NCBI's taxonomy places the organism in Eukaryota, Viridiplantae, Streptophyta, Magnoliopsida, Poales, Poaceae. The coding region runs from base 1 to 504 and encodes 167 amino acids.
AUGGCGGUCACGGCAUCAAAGGUGGCGGCCAAAGUGGCUCGGUGGCGCCGGCUCGAGAAGGUGGUGACGACAGCGCGGCGAGCGCGGCCUGCACAUGCAUCGGUUGCUGAGGGAGAUCGAGAAGAAAAGAGGAGCUUGCUGCUUGGUGCAGAGCAGCAGCAGCAGCAGUUGUUUUCCUCCUCUUGGUCACCGGUUCAAGAUUUGAAGGCUAGUAGCAGGCUGCAAACUGUUUUCUCUUCUUCGGUGACAACAGCUCGGUGUCUUUGCUUCCCUGUUUUGAUUUGGAGAAUCCGGAGAGUACCGAGCCAUAUCCAGAGGAGGAUAGUGACUACCCUCAGCAGGAAGGUGAGGAUUCCGGGUAUGAGUUGUGCUUCUUGUGUGGUCACUGCUCUGCCGGGGGUGGCGAGGGCAGUGAGUGAUCCCUUCUCUUGCAGCUUGGCUCUUGCCCGGUUGGUUUGCCCUUGUGGGGUUGUGGCACCACCGGCUUCCGUUUUAUGCUUAUGAGCUUUAUUUGAGUCUUCCGCUGCUACUCAUUCUGUGUAUGUUGGGACCUUGGACCCUAUGUUGUAUCAUGUACCU